AACUUUUAUGAAACAGGCCCCUGAUUCUAAAAAAACAUCAAUGACUGCUUCCAGCUUUAUUCUCAACAAAAUUCUUGGAUUUUCUAAAUACAUUUUUCAAUUCAGUAUUUAAGUUUAUUCACUUUCUAUCUGCUACUUUUCAAUAUUUUAAAAGUCAUCUGUUUAAUAAAAUAUAGAAUCAAAUUCUCUCAGUAGGUAUCAUAAAUUCAAUUGGCAAAUAGACGUCAUCCAGCAAGAAGAUAAAUAUUUUUGUUUUUGUACGCUAUUUUUAAAAUUAUAAAUAUUUAUAUAUUCCAAUAAUGAAGAAGAGAGAAACCAAUUCACAUGAUCAUAACUGGCAUUCGUCAGAAUUCGAAGAAGAUGUAAAUAUACCUCAUCAUAAAUUCCAUUGGGACCCCAAGCAACUACAAUCAGAAAUGCCCUAUCUGUCAGAGAGAUUCUCAUCAAAUUUUGAAACCAGCACAGCACUAGAUGAGCUCAGAGAUACUGUCAACAAAAUAAUGGCCACUGGAAAGAGCAUAUUGAAUUGUGACGACUCGGUCAAGCUUGGAGAUCUUCUAGUGCGAUGUGGACUUCACAACAAUGAGGAGAAUAGACGCAGAUUCAGAAACGUACUAUUCAACCCGCAAACAUUGUACGAAGACUCCUUGGGCUCCUAUGUCUCAUUGGUCGUUCUGGGCCAUGAAGCUCUCUUCCAAAAAUCAGGGGAUGGUCAACUUCUCAGGGAUAUCCUCACCAAUCAGGGCAUACUGUUUGCAAUCCAGGUGGACAAAGGAUCAGCGCCUAUGUACAACAGUAGCACGGCCAGCAGAAAUGAGCGCGAGAUGAUCGUUGAAGGCCUGGAUGACCUUGACAAACGGUGCUUGGCCUAUAGGAAGGCAGGCUGCAGUGCCACCAAGGUCACAGCUGUUUUCAGGGUGGGCGCCGAGCGACCUAGCACCAGGGCCAUUCAGGACAAUGUGAGAGCACUGGCUAGAUUCGCGUCUGUGUGUCAAGCUUACUGUCUGGUGCCUAUCAUUGCUUGCGAAUUGGCAAGCAGCGGCGACAACGACGUGGACAAGACAGAGAGAGCAAUGGAGCUGAUCCUUGUGGAGCUAAUGGUAGCCCUGGCUGACCAAGAGGUGUUACUUGAGGCCACUCUAGUUGCCCCCAACAUGUGCACGCCUGGGAGAGACUGCACCACUCAUGCAAGUGUCACUGCGAUGGCUUGUGCGUCUGUCCUCACCAUACGUCGCACCAUCCCUCCUGCUGUGGCUGGUAUUGCUUUCCUUACUACUGGUCAAGAUCUUGAGGAAGGCUGUGUAAAUCUGGAUGCAAUUAGCAAUGUUAAAGUUUGCAAGCCUUGGCCAAUCACAUCGAUAUCAGGAGAAGCUCUACUGAACGCUGUUAUGUCAGUAUGGAACGGACAUGAUUCGUCGGCAGAUAAAGCCCGAAAUGAACUUAUGAAAUGGGCCAUGAUUACCAGCCUAGCAGUCAGAGGAGUUUUCAUAAAUGUCGAAGAAGAAUCUCGAACAGAGAGUAAUACUGAAACUUCAGCGCAAGUAUAAAUGAAAUAUCUUCUUUGUUUAUGAAAUAUUCUUUUCGGAUAAUAUCUCAAGCGUUUGUGGACAGCAAAUAAAAACUUGUCUGAAAUGCAACGUUUUUUAUAUGUCUUCACUUUAACGUAAAUAGAUUGUAAACAGCAAAUAUAAAACUUGUCUGG
Molecule: messenger RNA, 1702 nt
Organism: Nilaparvata lugens (brown planthopper)
Lineage: Eukaryota; Metazoa; Arthropoda; Insecta; Hemiptera; Delphacidae
Product: fructose-bisphosphate aldolase-like
Exons: 8
Coding region: 300-1547 (415 amino acids)
Biological process (GO): fructose 1,6-bisphosphate metabolic process; glycolytic process
Cellular component (GO): cytosol
Molecular function (GO): fructose-bisphosphate aldolase activity
Source: RefSeq, a predicted model, not a curated record